Messenger RNA from Adineta ricciae, 930 nucleotides. NCBI's taxonomy places the organism in Eukaryota, Metazoa, Rotifera, Eurotatoria, Adinetida, Adinetidae. The record is from the annotation of a GenBank genome assembly.
AUGGCAGAAGGAGGAUACAACAUUCAAUCGACUAAUAACAAUACCAGUUAUCUCGACCGAAUGCAACAGUCACAACAAGGUGCGUCAGCCGGCGAAGAAGAGCUAGCAACUAAAACGCUUCAUAUUCAAUCGAAACGUUUUUAUCUGGAUGUAAAACAAAAUCGACGUGGUCGAUUUAUAAAAAUAGCUGAAGUUAGUGCCGGUGGACGAAAAAGUCGUAUAUUGAUGUCAAUGAGUGUUGCAAGUGAAUUGCGCGAUCAAUUAGACGCAUUCGAUCAAUUUCUUCGAACCCUAGCUGAACAUGAUCCGAACAAUCUACAGACAAAUGAAGAUGGUUGUCUUCGUUCGGGACUUAUUACUCGUGAUGAUCGGAAAUAUUAUCUUGAUUUAAAAGAAAAUGACCGCGGGAGAUUUUUACGUAUAUCAAUGGUUGGUCUCAAUACACCACGUACACAAGUAGCAUUACCUGCACAAGGUGUACAAGAAUUGCGAGAUGUGUUGACUGGUCUACUUGAAGAAUUUGGUAAUGAAGAUGACAAAGAUGAAGCUGAUAACAGUAUUGAGUCACCACCAGCAAUAGGUAUGUCAUAUAAACAACUUGUUACGACUAAUGUCUAUCUACAUGAAAAAUCUUCGUUAGAACCAGCUGAGUUACCUGAAAGUAAAUAUAUUCAUGUGGGAAACAAAAACUUUUAUUUUGAUAUCGGUUCAAAUAAUCGUGGCGUGUUUCUUCGCAUCUCUGAAGUUCGUGCAAACUUUCGAACAGCUAUAACAAUACCGGAAAAGGCAUGGUCUCGUUUUCGCGAUAAUAUUAAUGAUUUCAUUCUUGCAAUGGAUAAAGAACGUCAAAAUACAUCGACAACAGCCGACAAUUCCCGGUCAAAUUCUGGUAAUGCCGAUAAAGCACCAACACUCUUAGAAUUAUUUUAA